AUGGCUACAUGUGUAUACGAUGCAGAGACAAACGAACCUGCUUGGGUGCAGAGCAUUGUAUCAACCACGGUGAGCGCCGUCACAAGUCCAGAUACAACCCUCUCAACGCAAGCUCAACAAAUACCGCGAAACGCGGCGUUCUCAUCGACACCAACGGAUCUGGCUAAUGUUGAUUGCCCGCCCGGGUUGACCUGGCUCUUUUCACAGGAGCUGCCGCCUAGAGCACGCUUGCAUACCCUUCUCGAAGCCUACUUCAACAAUGUUCAACCGAUCCGUGUCUUUGCAUUUGAGCACAAGCCAACCUUCAUGCGCAUGCUUGAUGAGGAGCAGCUCACUGAUACAUCAGACCAAGCCUUACUGCACAUCAUGUGUGCCCUUGGUGCAAGGUUCUAUGCUUUAGAGUACAGCGAGUCAUUUGCGCCAUUGUCGAAGGAAUUGAUACAAAACGCUGGAACACAGUGGGCCAAGACUGCAGAAGAGAUGUUCUUCGCUGACUAUAGCACCAUCUCAAAAACAAAGCUGAAGGUUCUCAUUCUGCUCCAUGAUCAAGAAGCCAGGACCGGAAACUAUGCUGGGUCGUUUCUGCUCACUGGCCUGGUGAUACGCAUGGCACAUGCACUGCAACUCAACAACGAAGCAUCUACGGAUAUCAUGUGCAAAAAGGACGGUCCAAACGAAGCUUCCUCAAGAGAAUGUCAAAGACGGCUCAUGUGGGCCUGCUACAUGCUCGAUGUAUGGGCAGGCAGUGGUGUCGAUCAUCUGACCAUCUUGAACGAAAAGGAUAUCAAGAUUCAGCUCCCCUGUAACGAGCGUCAAUUUUUGCUCCAGAUACCUGUAGUAACUGAAAGACUGGAAGAGGGCGCAACGUUGGACUUCAUACCCAUAGCCGACAUGCCGGAGAAGCCUCGAGAUAAUCUCGGCAUGGCAGCGUACUAUGUUCGCAUCGUUAGCAUAUGGCGGCGAGUUCUGAGGUUCUCGAAACACAUGAACGAAGAGCAACCGCCCUGGGAGCCAGGCUCGGAAUUUUCGCAGCUGAUCAAAGAAGUCCAGUCUUGGAAAGCUAGCCUGCCCUCCUGGCUGGACUUCUCUGCCGACAACAUCUACAUCAGACGAGAGUCCCACCAACUUGGAGCUCUCUUCCUCAAUCACUGCAUGUAUCAUCACGUGCUGUGUGAUAUUCAUCGAAUCGCGUUACCUGACCUGUACCGAAAUCAACAACCCUACAACUUCCCUCCAGAGCAGCAUGCCUUCAUGUCAAGGCUGCAGAUGAUCUGUUUCGAGCAUGCUCAGCUUAUGUCUGUUCUAGUGGCGACUGUCCUUCAGCAUGGCAUCAAGCACUUUGCAGACCCCAUCCUGCCGUCGUUCGUGUACAACAGCAAUCGCAUAAUGCUGUACCACAUCGCUCGUAUUCUGGAUCUUUCCAAGUCGGACGCAAGGACGGUGAUUGCGCGUACUGUAGAAUUGGUACAGCAUAACAACAAAGCUCUACGAGAGAUGUCAUUGAUGUACCCGCUCGCAGAGCCUCUGUAUAUCACAACGGAACGCUGGCUAGAGACCGUUCGCUCUGGUCUUGCACGUGGUCAAGCAAGCACAUACAUUGCGCCGCAAGAUCCAGCGGAGGUGCGAACCGAAGUGCAACAGGCUAUCGAAGCCUCCAGUCCGAACCUGAAUGACAUCCAGUCAGCUCAACGGAAUGCCCAAGUAGCGUUGCUCCCGCCUGUUUCUAAUGGCUUGGAUCAAUCACCGUCGACCGCAAGCGACUACUACCCAACACCGUCGGCUGACCCCAUGGCAUCAAGCCUUGCGACACUAGCCGACGUUGCGACACAGCCUGGGCAGCUUGGCCCAGUUUUACCAAACGCAAUGUCCAUAAGCGAUUUCGACCAACCGGUCUUCAAUCUGGAUGAUCUCCAGAACUUCUUCGAAUGGGAAACGAGCAAUAGCGAGUAUGCGCAGCUUACCGGUUUUGAAGGGUUUGGGCCAUUAGGCUGGGCGAAUAACUUCUCCGCAAUGUGA
This is a messenger RNA of Didymella exigua CBS 183.55, 2016 nucleotides long. RefSeq lists its product as uncharacterized. Gene Ontology annotation, cellular component: nucleus. NCBI's taxonomy places the organism in Eukaryota, Fungi, Ascomycota, Dothideomycetes, Pleosporales, Didymellaceae. The transcript is spliced from 3 exons. The coding region runs from base 1 to 2016 and encodes 671 amino acids. Gene Ontology annotation, biological process: DNA-templated transcription. The record is from RefSeq and is a predicted model, not a curated record. Gene Ontology annotation, molecular function: DNA binding; zinc ion binding.